UCACAUAUCAUCAUAUCAUAUAUUUUUUAUAAAAAUUUACAACAUCCUAAAAAUCAAUUUUAAUUUAACAAUGUGUGGUGGUGCUAUUCUCGCUGAUCUCAUCCCUCGUUCUUCUCGCCACCCAAACUCCACCAGUGUUUGGGGCAACUCCUCCGUAUAUGCGUCAUAUAAGCCCAGCAGCCCGUUUGAAUCUGAAUUUACCCACUUUGCCACUAAUGAAACUACUACUCGUAGUGUUCAUAAACGACCUCCUUAUGCUUCAGGGGAUGAUGUGUAUGAAAAAGACCGGAGGGGCAGUAGUAAAAAAAGGAGGCAGAUGAGGAAGAAUCUAUACAGGGGAAUCAGGCAACGUCCAUGGGGGAAAUGGGCGGCUGAGAUUCGUGAUCCCCGGAAAGGCGUGAGGGUCUGGUUGGGCACAUUCAACACAGCUGAAGAAGCCGCCAGAGCUUACGAUAAAGAAGCUCGAAAUAUUCGAGGAACAAAAGCCAAGGUUAACUUCCCUAAUGAAGAAAUUGUACUAAUAGAUUCUUCUAAUAAUUACACCACUAUCAAUCUUGAUCAUAACAGUAACUUCGGGUUUGCUUUUCAUGAUAAUAAUAAUGCUACUCAAGCCAUUGAUUCGGGUUCGGGUUCGGGUGAUGUGACGGAAGUAGCUGAGGAGGUGAAUGAUGAGAUACAGACGCUAUCGGAGGAGCUGAUGGCUUAUGAAUCUUAUAUGAAAUUUUAUGAGAUUCCAUAUCUUCAAGGCCAGGCCGCGGUGGAGACUGCGCCGAUUGUUGUUGACGGUGGUAGUUCGGUGGAGCUUUGGAAUUUCGACGACGAUGGUGUUUUGUAAUAUAUAAAUACUGUAUUUUAGUUAUAUUAAUUUGAAGUAAUUUACUAAUUUAGGUAUUUAAUUGGUGUCUGUUUUUCUGAUUAUAUAUCAUCGAAACAAAAUUGUAAUAUUUGAUUUGGUAUAAAUAAAUAAACAUCUUUUUAUGUCGAAAACA
Molecule: messenger RNA, 989 nt
Organism: Erigeron canadensis
Lineage: Eukaryota; Viridiplantae; Streptophyta; Magnoliopsida; Asterales; Asteraceae
Product: ethylene-responsive transcription factor ERF071-like
Exons: 2
Coding region: 71-835 (254 amino acids)
Biological process (GO): regulation of DNA-templated transcription; ethylene-activated signaling pathway
Molecular function (GO): DNA binding; DNA-binding transcription factor activity
Source: RefSeq, a predicted model, not a curated record